AUGGAAAAGUUUGAUUUUUACGACGUUCGCAGCUUUCUUUAUGCAUGUAAGAAUGAUGCUGAUACUGAAAAAGUCAUAAACAAGUACAUUUUAAAGGUUUUAAAUGGUUUAAGCAAUCCAGACAAAGAAGAACAAGGUGAAGCAAUCAAAUGUGCAAAUGAAUUCAUUACUAUCAUCAAAAAGAAGCCGAACUUGAAAAUAGAAGCUGAUAAGAUUGUGUCCUUACUACUUGAAACAAAUAAUCUUUUAAUUCGGAACGUGACCACUUUGUUUGUGAAACAAGCUCUAGGAAGAAUACCACCAGAGCAACGUGCAGAAACAAUUACAAAGCUUUAUGAUGCUCAAAAGAUCGUUCCGAAAUUAAUUGAUGCUCAAUUUUUCACAUUAGCCAUUGAAUGCAACAAAUACAUCAACCCUGAACAAUUUAUCGUCAUUUUAAACGCAGGUGUUGAGACUUGCGGCUAUUCUAAACUCAUACAAGGAAAUUCUGGACAAUUUAUUCCAAAUUUCGUCAAAAAUAACAUCAAUUUAUUCAAGAAAUAUGAGAAAUUAUACGCAAUACUUAUGACAGAAAACGAUAUCGAGGUUGUUACACCUAAAGACUUCAAUGCCGAAGUAAUAUCAAAAAUUGCAAUGGGAAUUUCUCAAUCAGGAGAGAACAUCAAGUGUCAUCGCGCAUUCGGAUUACUUCUUCAACUCGAUUACAAGCUUCCUAUCGACUAUCUCAAGUCAAAUCUCGGAUUUACAGAUGGAAUUCUUUUACUUGAGAAGCAAAUUGACAUAUACGACACGAUGCAGCCACAUACAAAGGACAUAGCUUUGAAUUUGGCUACAAGAACUACAAGCCCUCAAGCAUCUUCCUGUUUAAGAGCAUUAUUAAAGAAAUAUCAUACAGAAUUUGAGAACGACCUACAGUUUUUCAAGAUGUUAUUGAACUCAGAAGCCGACAAUUCAUGGAUCAUGCCCGUAUUAUACAUGUUUUCCCUGUUUGUUAAUUCAGAUUUAGUCCGACCACUUAUCGAAGAACAGCUCACAGAUGGAAACAGACAACGCGCAAUCAGAUUACUUAAGAAUCUAUACCAAUUUAGCGCUCCAAGACCAAGAUUGUUCGCUUGUGUUUUAUUUAAUGAUGGAACAAUGAUAGAAGACUGCAGAUUGUUGUUGUAUCCAUACACACAUAUCAUAAAAGAUGGAUUUAGAACACCAAUUGAUGAUCCAACAGCUAAUCCACCUUCGACAUCAGAAUUAUUCUUUGAACUCCUUCAGAUGCCAAAUCUGAAGCGUUUCCUUUGCAACAGUAACAGUACAAGAGCCGUUAACGAGCUUUUCAGGUUCGCAGCCACUUGCAAAGUCACUCUUCCUUUACCUUUUGAUUUCAUUAUCCAAGAAUUUUCAAAUUGUCCAAACGCUGCUUUAAACAUCUCCGCUUUCCUUUAUUACGUCACAACAAACAGCGAAUUCCAAGGAGAGUUAACUGCUAAUAUCGUUGACCAAUGCAUUGACGUAAUGAAAUCAGAAAACGACCAAGAAAUCAUCGAAGCAAUUUCUGGUUUCUUAAAAUGGUCAAAUGCAAAUAUUGAUAAAAGUGAAGUGACCACUUAUCUUUCUGGAAGCAAGAAGAUUGCAUUUCUUGCACAUUUCGGAGAACCAAUUGAUGAAUGCAUUGACAUGUUGAACAAUCAAAGUCAAAGCGCAUUUGCAAAACGAUUAAUCAUGGUUUUGGCGAAACGAAAUUUGUUGAAUGAAAAACAUUUCGAGAUUUUAUUCAAGAAAUUCUCAAUUGAUUCAUAUGGUAUUGAGAUAUUAUCUGUCAUCUCGAAGAACAACAAAGACUUAUCUAUGAGAAUUGUUGAGUGUCUCUUUAAUCCACCUCUUAUUUCAACAGAAAGAGUUGAAGUCAUCAUUUCCGGUGCAAAAAGUUUGGUCGAAAUAAUUGACGAUGAAAAAUUUUUUUUAAAGAAAAUCGAUGACGGCUUGAAACAAGAGAGAUCAAGAAGAAACUCAAGUAUAUUUUUACUCUAUCUAGUUAACCACAAGAUACCUGAAAAUCUUUGGUAUGUAACUCGUUCUUUGUUGUUCUGUUCUGGCGCUGAAAAUGGAGUUGUCAGAACCGCCGGAAUUUUAGGUUUGCCACUUUUGUAUUCAAAAUUACAAACAGAGGAACAAAAGAAGAUUUUCGAUGACGCAUUCCACGGAAGAAACAAACCAAGCGAUAUCGAUCUAAACCCUCAAUCUUUGACAGGUUUGCCAAGAUCUCAAACAAUUUCUGCCAUUGUAAAGUUCUCAAAUAACAAACUUAACACUUUUCUGAACAUUAUGACAGGCAUGAUUGAAAACGAGUUUCUUAUCUUCACAGGCAUAAACAUUCCUAAAGAAUCCGUUAAGCCUGAAGACAAAGAACGUUUGGCCGCUCUAUUUUACAUCGAAUCAUUUAAUCCUGAUGAAGACAGAGCGAAAUCAUUCCGAAAGUUGUACAACUGGGCCACAGACGGAGGCAAACUGUUGUCACUCGAAUCCGUCAUCAACUCAAUGAACCCAGAGGCAAAUGAUUGGAAGGAACAGCAAACAAACAUCGGUUGUUUGAAAGACGUUAUUUCAAGAAUGUCAGUUGAACAAUCUCAAUUUUUCUUUGAAAAAGUGACAAAAAUUUUAUUGAGAAUUGCAUAUGGUCCUGUAGCAGAAUUCCAAAUAUUAGCCAGUGAUGUAUUAGAUAAAUUAGUUACAAAGUUAGGCACGAAUCUUCCUGACAAAGUAACAAAACAAUUAUUGGAUUUAAUCAUCAAAUCCGUUGAUUCCCAAUUGAUGCAUUUAACUGUUUUGUCAAUGAAAUGGUGCAGCCAACUCUCCAAAAACAUUACAACAAAGAGCGAAGCAUUAGCUGUCUUUGAAUGUUUGUUCCACGCCAUUUCUUCUCAAAAUACUUUCAUUGACAUUCCGAAAAUGUUGGCAAGUGAUUCAUGGGCAAACAUGCAAAGAACUAUCUUCAAAUGCAGUGAAUUAGCAUUGAAUGAGUUCUUUGAUAUGUUAAUGGAGAUGUACCAGCAAUCAUCAACAAUGGAAACAGUGAGAUAUGUUAUUUAUUAUUGCCUGGAUUCAUGUGUUCGAUCUCCAAACAAAACAGCAAUUUGCCAGAGAUUGGAAGAGAAUUUGAACCAAAUUUUCUUGUCCUGCAGUGAAGAAAAACAUGAACAAGUCAUUCCGAUAAUGACAUCAUUCAUGCAACACGCGUUGAGUUGUAUGUGCAUCUAUUACGAUGAUAAUUAUUGCUAUGAUGAUUUAUUGGUUGAUUUGUUUGUCAACAAAGAAAGACCUGAUUUAGUUGCGAAAAUAAUUGAAAUGAUGUGUACUUAUGAUCCUCAACAUCUCAGGCAAUCAAUAACUCCUUUGAUUUUGCUGGCUUCUUGUUUGGAAAACUCUUUGAAAGAAUUCGUGAGAGUUCUUAAAGAAGAGAUUGUUUUGAGAGUGGAAGUUAAUUCCGAUCCAAUUAGAUUCUGCAGGUUUUUGAUUGAUAAAGGCAUCAAUGGAAACUUGAUGAUGAAACCUGCAGGAGCAAAGGCUUUGAAGAAAGUUUUCAUGGUUAUGAACAAUGAUUCUAAAAACAAAAUUUUGCCAAUUUUGUUGGAAAUAAGUGAUACUUUGGAUGGAAGAUUAUAUACAUCUAAGGAAAAAUUAAUUGAUUGCAUAACAUUGUCAUUAAAUGGAUUGCCUGAAAUACCUCAAAAACUCAUUGAUACAGUAAUUAAACAAUGCAGUAGACAGAAAUCUGUGUUCAGGGCUGCAGCUGCAAAUUGUGUUCUCGAAAUGAAAAAGAAAGGAAUUAAAAUUGAUGAAAAUAAAUUUGGUGAACAAUUGUUACAAAUGGCUAAAGAUGGAACAGGAAUCGCUGUGGAAACAGCUGCUUUGUGUGCUGAAGGUGAUUGGGUACAAAAAAUUGCUGAUGUUGUAUAUUCUAGAGUAGAAAAAGCUGAUAAAGAAUUGGUUCCAAACUUGAUUUGCGCAAUUCAGAACUUAAAGGAACAUAAAGCUCCAGAUAACUUUAAUAUGGAUGAUCUUAUUGCAAAACUUGAUACUAUUGAAUAA
This is a messenger RNA of Trichomonas vaginalis G3, 4080 nucleotides long. Its product is annotated as proteasome adapter and scaffold protein ECM29 family. The coding region runs from base 1 to 4080 and encodes 1359 amino acids. The record is from RefSeq and is a predicted model, not a curated record. NCBI's taxonomy places the organism in Eukaryota, Parabasalia, Trichomonadida, Trichomonadidae. The transcript has a single exon. Gene Ontology annotation, biological process: proteasome assembly. Gene Ontology annotation, cellular component: nucleus; cytoplasm. Gene Ontology annotation, molecular function: molecular adaptor activity.